Boeremia exigua is the source of this 3138-nucleotide messenger RNA. RefSeq lists its product as uncharacterized. Gene Ontology annotation, molecular function: carbohydrate:proton symporter activity; zinc ion binding; DNA-binding transcription factor activity, RNA polymerase II-specific. Lineage: Eukaryota; Fungi; Ascomycota; Dothideomycetes; Pleosporales; Didymellaceae. Gene Ontology annotation, biological process: carbohydrate transport; transmembrane transport; regulation of DNA-templated transcription. Bases 1 to 3138 code for a protein of 1045 amino acids. Gene Ontology annotation, cellular component: membrane. The record is from RefSeq and is a predicted model, not a curated record. The transcript has 8 exons.
AUGGCAGACAAGGACGUCCAGCAGCCCGUUGCGGCUCAUCUCGUCGCUCCUAACGAGGAGGCACAACAUGCCGCAGACGACGAGAAGUCAAUGGGCUUGCUGCAAGCCAUUAGGUUGUAUCCGAAAGCUGUUGGCUGGUCGGUCGUUCUAUCGAGCGCACUGAUUAUGGAAGGAUACGACCUUGCUCUCCUUGGGUCGCUCUACGGGAGUCCCAUGUUCAACCAGAAGUAUGGCGUUUUCAACGAAAGGACUGGCAAAUGGGCAGUGCAACCAAGCUGGCAGAGCGCGCUGUCUAACGGUGCUCGUGCUGGAGAGGUCAUUGGUCUACUCAUCAACGGCUUCGUCAGCGAGCGCUUCGGGUAUCGCAAGACCAUGGUCGGUGCUUUGAUUGCAAUGACAGGCUUCAUCUUCAUCUUGUUCUUCGCUCCUAACGUGCAGACUCUUGUCAUUGGCGAGGUCUUCUGUGGCAUCCCCUGGGGCAUGUUCCAGACUCUGACAACUCAGUAUGCUUCUGAGGUUGCACCCGUACAGCUGCGACCGAUCUUGACAACUUUCGUGAACAUGUGUUGGGUGAUGGGUCAAUUCAUCGCAGCCGGCGUCAAUCGAGCGUGCGUUUUGCGCCAAGAUCAAUGGGCUUACAGAAUUCCAUUCGCCAUUCAAUGGAUCUGGCCGCUCCCUAUUGCCAUUGGUGUAGCCUUGGCCCCGGAAUCACCUUGGUGGCACGUCCGUCGCGGCGAUAAGGCUGGUGCGCGGGCUGCGCUGCUUCGUCUCACUUCGCCAGGCAGCGAUCCGAAUUUUAAUCCCGACGAAACUAUUGCUAUGAUUGAACAUACCAAUGAAAUGGAAAAGAACAUGAAAGAGGGCACGAGGUGGAGAGAUCUCUUCAAAGGUAGCGAUCUCCGCCGCACAGAGAUUGUUUGUUUUGCUUGGAUUGCUCAGACCAUCUGUGGUACGAACAUCAUGGGCUACUUUGCCUACUUUAUGCAACAGGCCGGACUGCCCACAGUACAAUCGUUCAACAUGUCGAUGAUCUCGCUCGCACUGGGCCUCAUCGGUACGAUGGGCUCAUGGUUCCUAAUGCAGAAGCUCGGUCGUCGUACUAUUCACUUCUCUGGAGCUUGUACAUUAUUCGUGCUUCUCAUCAUUGUUGGAUCUUGCUCCUUUGCUGGGAAUGACGCUUCGAACUGGGCUAUUGGCGCUGUUCUUAUUGUAUUCGUCUUCGUUUACGACUUCACGAUCGGUCCAGUCACCUACUCGAUUGUCGCCGAGAUGCCAUCGACCAGGCUGAAGUCAAAGACUAUCAACCUCGCUCGAGCACUAUACAAUAUCUCCAACAUCGUUGUCAACGUCCUGACCAACUACCAGCUUGGUAGUGGAGGCUGGGCUUGGGGGGCGAAGACAGCCUAUUUCUGGGCUGGCACCUGCGGAUGUGUAGUUGUAUGGGUGUGGUUCAGACUCCCAGAACCAAGGGGCCGGACAUACGCUGAGCUUGAUGCACUAUUUGAAGGCAAAGUUAGCGCGAGGAAGUUCGCCACCACGCAAGUUGAUCCAUACGGCCGCGCGCUGUGGAGUCUCCUGCACAUAACAUGCACGAGAUGGACCCCGUUGUGCAGACGAACAUCGACAAUCCGAAUGGCGUCCACGAGAAAAGUGAUCCCGAAGGCAUGUGAUGCUUGUCGGCGCCGGAAAGUCAAAUGCAAUGGGCUGCAGCCUUGCUCGGGCUGUAUGUCGGCGAACUUGACGUGCACCUACGAUUCACCAAGACGGCAGGGAGGAAAUAGAGGGAUCAGAGCCACUGUUCUCAAUGAGCUUAGGAAUGGUCAAGCACAGUCUACUGCAGCUACCUCCCCAGCUUCAGCUCCGGCGGAGUCGACUUGCUCACCUCUAGCAUCCCCCUACUAUGCGGAAUCAUCUUUCGUACAAGCCUGUGUAGGCGCAUACAUGCAUCGAAUAUACCCGGUCGUUCCCAUUCUAACUCCUCAUGCCUUGGAGAUGGAGGUGCAGCUGUCCGAGACCUCGGCCGCGUCCCGCCAGUUCGUCCUAGCCUUCUGCGCUUACGUUGCGAAUUUCGGGAAUGCCCUUGAGGAGACGCCAAUUGAUCAACAGGUCCUAUCGAGGGCUAAUUUGGGACGGCAGAGCCUGGAAGAAGCGCUUCGGGUGCAAAAUCUUAGACGCAUUACCGACCCCAGUCCCAGAUCGAUGUUUAUAUCUUUCUUCUUGUAUGGUGCAUAUGCUGGACUUGGAGACUAUCAGCAGGGCUGGUUCUAUCUUCGUGAGGCGACAACUAUCUUUACUAUGCUGAGGGCAGACGCGAUCAGCUGGUAUGAUCAGAGGGCGCAUAGUUGCAUGUUCUGGGUCCUCCUAAUUUCCGAAAGGUCUCACGGCGUAAGAAGAAACAGGCCAAUUACACUCCAAGUCACGCCAUCCAGCCCUUCACUCAGCAGCACACAUGCUCCUAGCCUUGAACUUCUUGCUUCAGUAUUCCAGCCACUUGAUGAGAUAUUCUUCACGGUAUGGAACGGUGCAAGUAGUGGCUGCAGUAAAGAGUGGCUGCUUGAGCUUGAGCGUAAUGUCCGAACAGCCCUACCGCCUAACCUUGAAGUAUCGAACGAGGAGAUGGCGAAUCUGCGCGUUUCCCAGUUUUGGUUACGGAUCAAACUUUGGGAACUAUUCCCGCGCUUCGGUUAUCUAUCAACCGAAUCGUUCUAUGAGUGCUUGACUUUCAGAUACCCAAUAGCUGUUGCGACCGAUCUGACUAUCCUCGCAAUUAAAGUGCCUAUUGCAAGCCUACAGGUCCAUGGGGUUGGCAUGACCGAGAAGGUGUUUGAUAUUGCCUGUGCCGUUGCGGAUGUUCUUCCUUUCAUAUCGGUGUCAACUUCUCAGGUAAAGCUUGGCCCAGUUGACUACCUGACACAAGUUGUAUCCUUGCUCGCGAAGCUUCCAGGCGGCGCAACCAAGUUCGUCCCUCUUCUUCUCGCCAAGAUCAACGAGUUGCGCCCGGAGCUGAUUGAUACUCUCUGCGCGGCGACACAGCUGCCUCUUACCGCCUUCAACGACCCCAUGAGUCCUGACACUCGUUUCGUAUACGAAGAGGAAGUAGGCAGAGGGCUCUAUGCUGAUCUCAGAAGAGCGGUAUAA